GCUUGAAAGAGCAUAAAUGCCUCUGCUUGAUCCAGACGAAAAAUAAAUUUGGUAAAAAGAAAAAAUCAGAUAAAGUUAAGUUUUGUGAGAGUAAGGCGCCUUGAUAUAAUGGCAGGAAAGCACGGUCUGUUUCUCAUUCCAAAGCGAAAUUUUUCGCUCACGCAAGAACUUUAUAGAAAGGGUAAAACAAAAAAUGGAAGAAUAUCCACAUACAUUCGAUACCCGAAUAUUUACGAAGAACACCCACGAUCUGAAAGGAACGACGUCCAAAGACUUCUUAAUAAAGGCCGAAAGCUGUUCCCAUAUGAUAAACGCUUGCCAGUUACAGGGAAAAAUACAGGUCUCGGAGUUGAAGGUGGUUCAGUUGAAGCUGAACAACUAGCAGCUGUACACCGAGUGCCACCAGUAGGAUUUCUCAAUAAAAGAGGACAGUUUAAACACAUACCAGAAUUGCAGACAGAAUUUGUGGUUCCAGAUCUCUCAAACUUCCAUUUGCAGCCAUAUGUGCCCUAUGAUAGAGUACCUGAAGUCAAAAAAGGUCGUCAUACAGCAAGAGAACUUUUUGAUGCUUUUUAUGCUGAUGAAAUCAAAGAAGACUUUUUUGCUAAACAGGAGGAAAAACAGCCAAAGAAAAAGACAUUAUUGGACAAAUUUAAGAAGACAUAAUAUUGAUAGUUUAAGAGAUAUUAUUGUACAUGUACUUCAUGGAAUUAAUAUUUUUUGAAUCUG
Messenger RNA from Mercenaria mercenaria, 729 nucleotides. RefSeq names its product 39S ribosomal protein L41, mitochondrial-like. The transcript is spliced from 3 exons. Gene Ontology annotation, cellular component: mitochondrial large ribosomal subunit. The record is from RefSeq and is a predicted model, not a curated record. Gene Ontology annotation, molecular function: structural constituent of ribosome. The coding region runs from base 109 to 666 and encodes 185 amino acids. Lineage: Eukaryota; Metazoa; Mollusca; Bivalvia; Venerida; Veneridae.